Messenger RNA from Monopterus albus (swamp eel), 3555 nucleotides. It is a transcript of the gene cbln4, whose product is annotated as cerebellin 4 precursor. Gene Ontology annotation, molecular function: protein binding. Gene Ontology annotation, cellular component: synapse. The transcript has 3 exons. The record is from RefSeq and is a predicted model, not a curated record. Lineage: Eukaryota; Metazoa; Chordata; Actinopteri; Synbranchiformes; Synbranchidae. The coding region runs from base 482 to 1063 and encodes 193 amino acids.
GAAUAUGAGGUUUUGGCAUAUUAAGCGCGGGUCCUUACAUAUGACUUCUACCACAUAUGCGUGCGUAAAGUGGAUGGCUGGGCGCGCACAUACGUAGCACAUCACUGCGGGGAACAGCUGUUGUCAGACGCGUUAUUCGGAGUGGGAGUGAAGGAUAUGGGCGACUUAUCGAGCGAUUCGUUUCUCGGGCUGGAACAAUCUUCUCUAAAACAGUUCAUAUGGUCUCAUCCACCAGAUUUUAAAUAAAGCCUACCUGAAAAUGCGACGCAUAGACAACAAUCGCUGAGCUGAAAGAGAAGGCUUAGACUUAACAAGGAUUCUUUUUUGCUGAUGUUUCACUCGGAUAUGGCACAUCUCCGGACCCAGUAAGAGAAGUUCACAGCGUCAGACGCGUCUGCAGCUGGGGAGACCAGUGAGGGGACUCGGAAACUUGUGUGGUGCAUCGACUCAACGCUGCCACAGCUGUCACAGACAGAGAGCCAUGGUGAACUCCCUCAUACUGAUACUCAGCUGGACUGUGAUCUCUGAGGUGGCGAGAGCUCAGAAUGACACGGAGCCGAUUGUCCUGGAGGGCAAAUGCCUCGUAGUCUGCGACUCUAACCCGACCACGGACUGGAAGGCUUCGUCCUCUCCGCUCGGCAUCUCAGUGCGCGCCGCCAACUCCAAGGUGGCUUUCUCUGCAGUCCGGAGCAACAACCACGAGCCAUCGGAGAUGAGCAACAAGACAAGAAUAAUCUACUUCGACCAGGUUCUUGUGAAUAUAGGAAACUACUUCACAUUUGAAUCAGUAUUUUUGUCGCCAAGAAAAGGAAUCUACAGUUUUAACUUCCAUGUCAUUAAAGUGUACCAGAGUCAAACCAUACAGGUAAACUUGAUGUUGAAUGGGAAACCGGUCAUCUCUGCCUUUGCGGGUGAUAAAGACGUAACUCGUGAGGCUGCCACCAACGGAGUUCUUCUUUACCUAGAAAAGGAGGACAAAGUCUACCUAAAGCUGGAGAAAGGAAACCUAGUUGGUGGAUGGCAGUAUUCAACAUUUUCUGGCUUUCUUGUGUUCCCGCUGUAAAAAAAAAAAAAAAAAAAGGUUUUAAGUUUAGUGACUAUUUCAUAACGUGCUGUCACAAUAUAAUCAAAACAUUGCUGCUGCUGCAUUGGUUGAAACUUGCCAAAUGAUUGAAAAUUGAUAGAUGGAAAAGGAUGACAACAGAGAAAGAGGAAAUAAGCUUUUGGAAAUCGUUGAUUGUCUGGAAGUGCCAAGUCCCCGUCCAGAUGAAAGAGAUCUGAAAUUUUUCCUAUCGCUACUCUAUCUUCAUGUCACUCAAGCAGCCGCAGAGAGGAACACUAAAAUAUCCUAAAAGUACUUUUCAAACUUUGACUUAUCAGAAUAUGUUUAGCAUACUGAUCUUUUUCAUGACAACUGUUGCAUUAAAGUACAUAUGCCUUUUGGGUGUUAAGUGUAAAUACCUGUGUUACUUGUAUGACUUGUCAUCACCAAAGUAUUCAUAUCGCUGGGUGUUAGUAUUUUGUUUGGAGCUUGCUGUUCCAGGCCAAAUGCUGGUCAAACAAGAAGAAGAAUGAUGGUGGUGUAGAUCACUGACAACCAAGCUCCAUGUGAAGUUCCCUGAUGGAAAAAUGGGGAUUCAUGUAUGUCACUUAUUGUUUAGUGAUUAGAGGCAUGAAUGGACUACUGAAAGGGGCUAGAGCACAGGCUCAGGGCCCUCAUGGGCUUCACCUGCAAAGUGUCACUGAAAGAGAUAUAAAAGGACCAUAAAGACACACAAAAUAACUACAAAGAAACACCAAACGACUACAAAGAGAUGAAUAACAACUACAAAAGGAAACAAAAGAACUACUAAAGAUGUCAAACAACUAAAAAGAGAUUUGGAAAGACCUCAAAGAGAUGCCAAGCAAACUAUUUCAAAUUACUACAAAGAGAUGGAAAACAACCACAAGGAGACACAGAAGACCACCAAGAGACACAAAACAACUACAAAGAGACAUAUUGACCACAGAGAGAUGCCACAAAACAACCACAGAGACACCAAAUGACUACAAAGGGAGGUGACACUAAGUGAUCAAAAUGAAUGUUUAGGUGUCGUAAACAGUGUCUUUCAAUCUGAAUGUCUUGCUCCUGUGUAGGGGGGCAGGAGGCCUUCUGUGUCCAGGCAUCCACUGUGGUAAAAACCAUCCACAAUCAGAAGCCAGAUUUCAUCAUGUUCAGUCAUUUAAACUCACCACUGACAGAGAUAGUUUGCUUGAUGAAUUAUAGUGCUCAUUUUACCCUAUUUCCUAGAAUUCACAUUUAUACUACGCCAAUUUGUUUUGUGGUGAUGUCUCGGUUCUUGUGCCAGAACGUCUUCCUUGUGGAGUGCCUCUUGUACGAGCCCUCGCCAGCUCGCCUGGUCUCAGUGCACAAAGCAGCGUAGGCGUGGAUGAGCCCUUGUCUGGCCCUGGUGGUGUAAAUUACCCUCUGGCUGGUCACUCCAGUGUCGUGGUUAGGCGCAGCCCUUCCUAACUGGCAGUGUGGAGAGUCACGGCAUCCGGACCAAGCCAGAGAACAGUCCCAGGCACAUCCAUCAUGGCCCCCCACUCCACCAGCAGGUCAAGGCUGAUGAUGCAUAGAUUUUGAAUGUUGGCCAACUUGGAACCGGUGCUCAACGGUGCAGCCAGUCACUGUGGUGACGUGGAGCUGAGUAGCUGUCCAGUCCCAUGGUCUCUGCCCUCUCUCCCCUGGCAGUGCCCCUGGGUGCACCAGAGAAAUGGUGGACCCCAUGUCCACUAAGGUGUGGCAUCUGGUGCCAUUCAGUUCACAGUCCAGACGGCUGAUCCUCAGCUGUGACAAGUUGCGUGUAGCUGGGGCGCUUGACUCCGUGGUGCCGGUGCCAGGCAGUUGGGAACGAUGUGUCCCAGCUCCCCACAGUAGUAGCACUCCUCUCGGCAUUGUUCGGCUGCUCUCCCACUUCCUUGUGGUAGUGAUGAAGUGGCAGUGACCUGGAAGGUCAAACUGGGUCAAGCAGAUCAAACUGGGCGAGAUACACCUCCCAGCUUCCUAGCUACAGUUCCUAGAGAACUUGAGCAUCUUUUGUAGUUUACUCUCACUGCUCUCAUCAGCAGCAUGUUUAGCAGCUGCUUUUAGUCAAGAAAGCUCUGAUGAACCCACUGCUGUUCACCAAACAGCCUAACACUCAUGACUAGCUAACUAACUGGCUAACUAGCUAGUGGAGCAUUUAGCAGCUAAAGACCCCCAGGAGUUGGUAGAGAGAAAGACUGAGCUGAAAGAGGAGUGAACUGUAGAUUUACAUUCAUCAUAAUGUUAGUGCUGCUCUUGUUUGCUAACAUGUUCACAAUCAACUAACAAGUUGAUAAUAUGUGGUAUGUCAUUGUUUAUGAAGUGUUCCCACUCCACAUUUACAGUAUUGCAGGCUGGUGAUUUUGCACUAACCUGAACUAGGCUCUGGAUUCAUGUGCACUAUGAUGAGCACACAGAAUUAAAUGUUAGUUUUAGUCUCUGUAUGGGAUGCUUUGGAAAUAAAAAUAUAGAACAUUUCUGGCCUUAUC